Molecule: messenger RNA, 2108 nt
Organism: Microcebus murinus (gray mouse lemur)
Lineage: Eukaryota; Metazoa; Chordata; Mammalia; Primates; Cheirogaleidae
Gene: CSNK1D
Product: casein kinase 1 delta
Biological process (GO): protein phosphorylation
Molecular function (GO): protein kinase activity; ATP binding
Source: RefSeq, a predicted model, not a curated record
CCGCCCCUCCGGGUUGCUAGGGGAAGUGACGUCACAGCGCCAUGGCGGCGGCUCCUUCAGGCAGCUGAAGGGGGAUUUAGGCCCGGAAGAUCCGAGUCCAUCCGCGGCGGGGAGAGGGCGACCGGGGCCGGCAGGGCCCGGAGCAGGGGCGGCGGCGCUCGGACUGUCCCAUCCGCCCCGUAUUGAGGCGCUGGGAGCGGCGGGGUGGCCGGAAAGCGAUGGUGAAAUUGGGGCCGUGAGGGGGGCGGAGCCGGCAGCCGGACCCGCAGUAGCGGCAGCAGCGGCGCCGCCUCCCGGAGCUCAGACCCAGGAAGCGGCCGGGAGGGCAGGAGCGAGCCGGGCCGCGCCGCCAUGGAGCUGAGGGUCGGGAACAGGUACCGGCUGGGCCGGAAGAUCGGCAGCGGCUCCUUCGGAGACAUCUAUCUCGGUACGGACAUUGCUGCAGGAGAAGAAGUUGCCAUCAAGCUUGAAUGUGUCAAGACCAAACAUCCUCAGCUCCACAUUGAGAGCAAAAUCUACAAAAUGAUGCAGGGAGGAGUGGGCAUCCCCACCAUCAGGUGGUGUGGAGCCGAGGGGGACUACAACGUCAUGGUGAUGGAGCUGCUGGGGCCCAGCCUGGAAGACCUCUUCAACUUCUGCUCCAGGAAGUUCAGUCUCAAGACGGUUCUGCUGCUGGCCGACCAGAUGAUUAGUCGUAUCGAAUACAUUCAUUCAAAGAACUUCAUCCACCGAGAUGUGAAGCCAGACAAUUUUCUCAUGGGGCUGGGGAAGAAGGGUAACCUCGUCUAUGUCAUCGACUUUGGGCUGGCCAAGAAGUACCGGGACGCGAGGACCCACCAGCACAUCCCCUACCGGGAGAACAAAAACCUCACAGGGACGGCGCGGUACGCCUCCAUCAACACCCACCUCGGCAUUGAGCAAUCUCGAAGAGACGACUUGGAGUCUCUGGGUUAUGUGCUGAUGUACUUCAACCUGGGCUCUCUCCCCUGGCAGGGGCUGAAGGCUGCCACCAAGAGGCAGAAAUAUGAAAGGAUUAGUGAGAAGAAAAUGUCCACUCCCAUUGAAGUGUUAUGCAAAGGCUAUCCUUCUGAAUUUGCCACAUACCUGAAUUUUUGCCGUUCCUUGCGUUUUGAUGAUAAACCUGACUACUCAUACCUGAGGCAGCUCUUCAGGAAUCUGUUCCACCGCCAGGGCUUCUCCUACGACUACGUGUUUGACUGGAACAUGCUCAAGUUUGGCGCCAGCCGUGCUGCCGAUGAUGCCGAGCGGGAACGGCGGGAUCGAGAGGAGCGGCUGAGACACUCCCGGAAUCCAGCCACCCGGGGACUCCCUUCCACUGCCUCUGGCCGCCUGCGGGGCACCCAGGAAGUGGCUCCCCCCACACCCCUCACCCCUACCUCACACACGGCUAACACCUCUCCUCGGCCCGUGUCCGGCAUGGAAAGAGAGCGGAAAGUGAGUAUGCGGCUGCACCGUGGGGCCCCAGUCAACAUCUCCUCGUCCGAUCUCACGGGCCGACAAGAUACCUCUCGCAUGUCCACCUCACAGAAUAGCAUUCCUUUCGAACACCACGGCAAGUAGCUGCUCGUCUCCCGUCGGAAGGCGGCACUGGAUUCCCGGUCGGGUGGCUUCCAGUGGUCUUCAGUCUGUCGUGCACCGAUGAGAACUCUCCUUCUUGCUGUGAAGGGCAGACAAUGCAUGGCUGAUCUACUCUGUUACCAAUGGCUUUACUAGUGACGCGCCCCCCGGUCUAGAACCGAAGUGUUAACCGGGAGCUCUGCAGGCCACUCACCCAGCGACGCUCAUGGGGGAAACAAAAUACAAACUAAACGGACAGACUCCAAGAGCUGCCAUCACCGGGGCUGCCACCGAGGCCCCCCACGGGAACUGAGUUGUGACGGGGCUGGGAAGAAAGCAGUGAGAGACGGUUGCAGAGAGACUCAGACUCCCUUGCAAGAGCUGUCAGCCCCUCCAGUGGUGGUAACCUGUGCUCCCUGACGAUUCCACUGUAACUACCAGUCUUCUACUUGGUUAAGACAGUUUUGUAUCAUUUUGCUAAAAAUUAUUGGCUUAAAUCUGUGUAAAGAAAUCUGUCUUUUUAUUGUUUC